Molecule: messenger RNA, 465 nt
Organism: Exophiala bonariae
Lineage: Eukaryota; Fungi; Ascomycota; Eurotiomycetes; Chaetothyriales; Herpotrichiellaceae
Exons: 1
Coding region: 1-465 (154 amino acids)
Source: RefSeq, a predicted model, not a curated record
AUGGACAUUGACACACUGUCGGCGAUGAUUCCAGGGUCUUUUCCAUUUUCACCAAGCUCUCCCUCUUCCACCACCUCUUUCGAGACCACUGACACGGUUGAGAAUGGCGCUGCCUCCAAGACUACCGAUGAAGAGCUUUCCAUCGAUGAAGUUACCAGACAUAUCACCAUUCCACGCUCCUGCAUCCUAAAAUUGGGUGACGCCCUGGCUCAAGCAAAUGAUAUGCUUAAUAAAACAACCAACUCGAUGACCAUCCCAGCCAAGGCCAUGCCCGAGUUCACCUUUCCAGCUCCAGCAGAAAACGCCAGUGUCGAUGCUAAAUGUGUGGAACAAAUCUUUGAAGAUGUCGUCUCAGUACUUCAGGCUUUAAUGGCAAGAGCAGGCUCCAGCAAAGAUGAACCAGCAGAAAUACUUUUCCAAAGCAAGGAGAAAACUACGAGGAGCUGCAACAGAGUGUUAUGGUAG